UUGUCACAGUGAGUGCAUCUGCCUGCUGAGGUACGGUUCUGCGCCGUUGUCGUAGUCGGUCCACGUUGUACGCCCGCUAGCACCGUUUCGAAUAAUUUAAAUACUUAGGCACUUACGAGCGUCAUAAUAAUAUCAUGGGCAGGUUGUCGUCAACGUUCAUCAUAUUCCGUAUCGGAGCAAUCGUCGUGUUCAACAAGCUGAUGGUGUUUUUGACCAGCAUCAUUCCCCGAAAGAAAAUGACAGUCGUCCUUGAACAAGGUACAUUACAAGGACUACACUACAAAACACGAUUAUCAAAUAAAUCAUAUGUCAGUUUUCUAGGCAUACCCUAUGCUUUACCACCAAUUAAAGACUUGCGAUUCAAGCCUCCUGUCAAACAUCCAGGAUGGACUGGUAUUUAUAAAGCAUUUUCAUGCGGUAAAGUAUGUAUGCAGUUUGAUGUUUUUAUGACCAAAAAAAUUGUUGGAAGUGAAGAUUGUUUGUAUCUAAACAUAUUUGUACCACAGGAAGAAGUGGUUGAAAAAAAAGCUGUUAUGAUAUUCGUACAUGGGGGUGCAUUUAAUUAUGGAUCUGGAUCGUUAGAUUUUUACUCUCCUGAUUAUUUGCUUGAUGAAAAUGUAAUUGUUGUAACAAUCAACUAUCGUUUAAAUGUCCUAGGAUUUCUAAACUUUGGAAUUGAUGAAUGUCCUGGUAAUAUGGGCUUAAAAGAUCAACUUUUCGCAUUUAAAUGGAUAAAAGCCAACAUAGCAGCAUUUGGAGGUGAUACCAACAAUAUUACCAUUUUUGGAGAAAGUGCAGGAUCUGCUUCUGUUCAUUGUCAUUUACUUUCUCCACUAUCCACAGGUUCAUUUGACAAAGCUAUAAUGCAAAGUGGGUGUAUUUUUAAUCCAUGGGCUUUUAAUGAAAGACACAAAGAAGUAGCCUUUAAGUUGGCUGAAAAAUUGGGAUGCCAAAAAGAUGAUCCUAAAGAAAUAGUAAAAUAUUUACUAAACAUUCCGGCAAUCGAUUUAGUUAAAUGUACAACAUUUAAGUUCAAAAUUGAAGGCCAAAGAGAUUUGCUUAAUUUCCAGUUUGUUCCAACUGUGGAAAGUGAAGCCGUAAGUGAAAGACUUUUACCUGCUCAUCCAGAUAUUUUAAUCAAAUCGGCAUCUCCAUUACCUUUAAUUUCUGGAGUUAACAAUAUGGAAGGAAUGAUAGUGUUUGGAGAACACAAAUUGGGAAAGUUAUUUGAUUAUCACAAAUUAGAAGAGAUUAGUAAAUUAUUUGAAAAUCAUUAUAGUGAAGAAGUCAUUCAAAAAGUAAAGAACUUUUAUUUCAAUGAACAUGAGCAAUCUAGUGAUAUAACUAAAUUAGAAAAUACAUGUCGUUUGUUUAGUGAUGUAUUUUUCACUAAAGACUUUUAUCGUGGCUUUAAUGAUUUACUUAAAAAAGAUAAAGCACCAAUUUACAAUUAUGAAUUCAAAUUUGAUGGUGAACUCAAUGCUUGCAAAAAACUCCUAUUUGCUACACGGCCAAUAUUUCAUUCGAUGAAAGGUGCAUGUCAUGCAGAUGAAUUAAAUUAUUUGUUCUACGGACAAUUGUUUGGAUUUUUGCCCAAAGCUAAUACACCGGAAUAUAGAAUGUGCAAAACAAUGAGUAAGCUGUGGUGCAAUUUUGCAAAAACAGGAAAUCCAAAUUCGGAACAAAAUUCAAACGUUGUAUGGAAUAAUUCAAGUGUGGGUGAUCCCAAAUAUUUAUCAAUAGAUGGCGAUAAUACGCAGAUGGUCGAUGGUGUAAUAAAUACUUCAAGUGUACAAUUUUGGGAAAACAUAUUUGAAAUAAUUCGAUUGAAACAAAAACUGUAAAUUUUUAUACUUUAUUAUGAACAUGUGAUCAAAGAUAAACGUACUUACAAUUAUCUUACAAAAAUGUUGUUCUUAACAUAAAAAAACAUAUUAUACACGGUUUUCUUUUUUAAGUUUACUUUUUAUUAUUCUGAC
Rhopalosiphum maidis (corn leaf aphid) is the source of this 1979-nucleotide messenger RNA. Its product is annotated as esterase E4-like. The record is from RefSeq and is a predicted model, not a curated record. Lineage: Eukaryota; Metazoa; Arthropoda; Insecta; Hemiptera; Aphididae.